This is a messenger RNA of Striga asiatica, 426 nucleotides long. The record is from the annotation of a GenBank genome assembly. Lineage: Eukaryota; Viridiplantae; Streptophyta; Magnoliopsida; Lamiales; Orobanchaceae.
UCUUGCAACAAUUUCUAUAAUAACUCCAAAGCCCACCACAGAGUCUCCUCUCUCUUCUGUUCUGUAAAUAGAAAUAUUUCUCAAAUGGCAAGCUCAGAAAAUUCUUCUUCUGAUGACAAUUAUAAUUUCUCUGGUUCUCAAGAGGUAAAUAUGAAAGAAUCUGGUAUUCACUUCUCCAAAGAUGAAGUGGCACUCAUAAUUAGGAUGUACAAACUGGUCGGCCAAAGAUGGACUCUAAUUGCAGGAAGAAUUCCGGGAAGAACUGCAGAGGAAAUCGAGAAGUACUGGCAAUCCCGAUACUCCACCAAUGGCGACGAUACCUGUUAUGGUACAAUACCAGCUUUAUCACAAGGCAUGUUUUGUGGUCCUGCAAAAUCAGUAUUCACUAUUAUCCUGUUAUCCAAUGUUCAAAAGAAGAAGAUUUGA